This is a messenger RNA of Felis catus (domestic cat), 2782 nucleotides long. Its product is annotated as 40S ribosomal protein SA-like. Gene Ontology annotation, cellular component: cytosolic small ribosomal subunit; 90S preribosome. Gene Ontology annotation, biological process: ribosomal small subunit assembly; cytoplasmic translation. The transcript has a single exon. Lineage: Eukaryota; Metazoa; Chordata; Mammalia; Carnivora; Felidae. The record is from RefSeq and is a predicted model, not a curated record. Gene Ontology annotation, molecular function: structural constituent of ribosome. Bases 1987 to 2694 code for a protein of 235 amino acids.
UUGCGCUCUCUAUCUCUCAACAUAAAUAAAUUUAAAAUAAAAUCAUAAAAAGUAAAAGGUAAAAAAAUACUCCUUGAUUUAAAAAAUGAAAGGAUUCGAAAAGGCAUUUCUAGGAAGAAAAACACGAGUAAGCAAUGAGCCCAGGGAAUGACACUCGGCAUCAUUAGGGAACCACGGGUCAACCACAAGGGGAUCUGCCACAUCAAACCUGCCAUGAAAGGCGGUAACAAGGAAGGGACAGUUACAAGUGCAAAUGGUGCAGCUCCUUCGGAAAGCAGUCUGGCGGUUCCUCAAAAUGUUCAACAUAGAAUUAACCUACGACCCAGCAACUCGGUUUCUACAUCUCCAGCCAAGAAAAAUGGAAAAAAAAAAAAAAAGAAUGUGCUCAAACUCGGGCACAAGUGUGCAUCGUGGCACCGUUCAUUCCUCCAAGAUGGAAACAACCCAGAUGUCCGUCAGCUGGUGAAUGGACGAACAGAAAGUGGUGCGUCCAUACAAAAGGUGCUCUUCCACAGUGAAAGGAACGGAGAACUGACACGGGCUGCAGCACGGAUGAACCUCAAGAGAGUUGUGCUGAGAAGCCAGACACAAGACCACAUAUUGGGUGAUUUCGUUUGUGUGAAAUGUCCAGAAUGGGAAAGUCUGUAGAGACCAGACAGUGGAUGGGCUGGCCUAGGACUGGCUCUGGAUGGGGCUGGGGCAGGAUCAAAAUGGGAGUGACAGCUAAGGGGUGCAGGUUUUCUCAUGGGGAAUGAUAACAAUGUAAAAUUAGACAAUAGCGAUGGUGGCACAACUGUGAAGUUGCUUUAAAAAAAAAAACUCAUUGAGUUGCACGCUUUAAAUUGGUAAACUUUCUGGUAUAUAUCAAUAAAAUGGAGCAGGGGGCGGGAGACCUAGGGCUUCCCCAGGGAGAAAUUCGUCCCUUGCCCAGGCGGAAAAGACCUGAGCUGGCAGGUCAUUGGCUGAGCGGAACUGCUGGGGUCUCCUGGUCUUGCCCCGCCUCCAGCCCAGCCAGCUAGAGAUGGACUGACCAGGACCUGGGCCAUGGAGGGUGUGGGAAAUCCCAGGAGCCCUCAGGUACUGGUGGGAAGCAGGAUGGAUCCAUUGCUUCUGUUUUUAAGGGACAUGCCCUGUAUUCUCCCCUUCUUGUGGAAUCCCUGGACCCCAGACCUCUGCUGAGUGAGCCUGUGCUUUGUUCAGGGAAUUCUCCUCAUCUUGAGGUCAUGGAACAAGUGUGGGAGAGAGUGGCUAUGGGCCAGCUUGGUGUUAUAGCGCUAGGGGACAAUGCCAUCACCAUUUUCAGGAUCCUACUCCCCGUCCUGUCCUUCACUGGGACUGCACCUCUUUCUGCCCCCAGGAACCCUGUGUGGAAGGGACAUCGGAGCUCCACUCAGAUUCUCAAUGACCUGCCUGCUCGCCCAGCUCCCCAGGCAUGUCUUGGGUGUGGGCUGUCCCCUGGUGGCGAGAUAAGGAAGGACCCAUUCCUCCUCACUCAGAAGGUAGGUGGGAUCCUGCGGGCUGUGACAGCUAGGCAGAAAGGGAUAAGUGACCCUGGAGGUAUUCUGGGGUGCAUAGGCAGAAGGUCAGGCUGGCUAAGAACAAAAGAGGAGACAGAUGGAGAGCGGAGAGCCCAGCUCACUUGUUCCACGCACAGUAAUUGAAAAAUAAAAUGUGUCAUUGGAAAAUGAUCGGACAGUACAAAAGGCCCUGUUACAAAAGUCCUCCUCCCGCCCUGAGAGUCCCAGUGCCCCACCCACAGCAACCACUGUUUACAUGACCUAUUAAAAUUUUAUUUUGAGAGAAGGAGUACAAGUGCGGGGAGGGGCAGAGAGGGAGAAUCCCAAGCAAGUUCCACACUGUCAGUGCAGAGCCGGAUACAGGGCUCGAACCCACAAACCGUGAGAUCAUGACUUGAGCCGAGAUCAAGAGUUGAAUGCUUAACCGACUGAGCCACCCAGGCGCCCCUUUCGUUUUUUUAAAGCACAAAUGGGAGCUUUCCGGGACACCCAGGGAGGGGUCCCUACGGGCAUUGUUUUGCGCUCCUGUCGUAACUUAAAGGGAAAUUUCACAAUGUCCGGAGCCCUUUAUGUCCCGCAAAUGAAGGAGGAGGAUGUCCUCAAAUUUCUUGCAACAGGAGCCCGCUUAGGUGGCACCCACCCUGACUUCCGGUACAUCUACAAAAGGAAAGGGGAUGAAUGGUAUCUCCAUCAUAAAUCCGAAGAGAACCUGGGAGAGAAACUUCCACUGGCAGCUCAUGCCGUUGUUGCCAUUGAAAACCCAGCUGGCAUCAGCGUCACAUCGUCCAGGAGUCCUGACCAGCGAGCCGUGCUGAAGUGUGCCGCAGGGGCCACCCCUGUUGCUGGCCGCUUCGCUCUGGAACCUUCCCCAUCCAGAUCCGGGAAGCCUCCCCAGAGCCACGUCAUGCUUGGUCUCUACUUCUACAGAGAUCGUGAAGACAUGGAAAAGCAAGCGCAGGCCGCUGCUGAAAAGGUUGUGACCAAGGAGGACUUUCGGGGUAAAUGGACGGCUCCAGCUCCUGAGUUCACGGCUACUCCACCGGAAGUCGCAGACUGGUCCGCAGGCGUGCUGGUGCGCUCUGGGCCCACUCAGCAGUUCCCUGCCGAAGACUGGGGCGCCCAGCCACCACCGAAGACUGGUCUGCGGCUCCCACUGCUCAGGCCACUGAAUGGAUAGGAACAACCCACGGAGUGGUCUUGAGCUACUGUUCCACAAAGGCAAACAAAAAAAUAAGGUUGACAGAAAAUAAACAGUUGGGCUUGUU